AUGCCGUUUUCGGACAUUUCGUUAUCUCAAUUAAUGGAAUAUUCUUUUUUAUUGCAGGUUGGUGAUAUGAUUACAAUUGAAAAACAUAUCUCAUCCACUCUUUCACCUCUUAAUGAUACCUCCGAAACCCUUAAUACUACAUCUUCAACCGGUUCAAUAACAUCAACUAUUAUAAAAAAGAACUAUUCCGAUGAUGAUCUAAGUAGAUUACCAAAAAAAAUUGCAAAACGUAUGGAUAAUUUUAAAGCACGUAGUUCACAACUUGAUCGAGAAAAAUUAGAAUCCGCUCAAGAUCCAUUUCGAGGAUUUUUUACUUUAUUCUGGAUUGCAAUGGGAUUCUAUGUUAUACAAACUUGGUCAAAAAACUUUGAAUCGGCUGGAAUUUUAUUUGAUUUAUCAUUCUUUAGGUUACUUUCUCAAGAUGCUAUAGGAUUAAUUAUUAGUGAUGCUAUUAUGAUUGGUUCUAUGUUUUUUGCUGUCUUAUUACAAAAGUUGAUCGCAAUGCGUUGGAUUCGUUGGAGAUAUACUGGAAUGAUUAUUCAACAUUUAUUCCAGAUUUCUUUCUUGUUUGUACCUAUUUACUGGACAUUUGUAAGAAACUGGCCAUGGGUUCAGAGCGGGUUCUUUGUCCUUCAUACAAUAUCAAUGUUAAUGAAAUUACAUUCAUACUCAUUUUACAAUGGUGAAUUGUCUGAUUGGUCCCUUUGUUUGUCCGAUCUUAAUAAAGAAUAUUCAAAUCUACUGGGUGAAUCAAAAAAAUCUGAUAAUGCUACUGAAAAAUCUGCUCAACUGGAUGAAUUAAAAGAAAAAAUUACGCAAGUUAAAGGUUAUCUUGCUGGUCCUACAAAAAAUGUUAAUUAUCCAGAUAAUAUAACUUUUAUGAACUUUAUGGAUUUUUUAUUGGUACCUACUUUAGUAUAUGAAUUGGAAUAUCCAAGGACUGAAAAGAUUCGUCCUUGGUAUGUUUUUGAAAAAAUCGUAGCUACAUUUGGUACCUUCUUUUUGUUAUAUGUCAACACUGAAACAUACAUAAUCCCUAUUUUGCCGAACGUUUCAACUUCAAUUUAUAAUUCUAUGAUACAAAUGUUAUUUCCUUUCAUGGUUAAUUAUCUAUUGAUUUUUUAUAUUAUAUUUGAGUGUAUUUGUAAUGUUUUUGCUGAAUUGACAAGAUUCGCUGAUCGUAAUUUUUAUGAUGAUUGGUGGAACAGUACAACUUGGGAAGAAUUUGCUCGAAAAUGGAAUAAACCAGUACACCGUUUUCUAUUACGUCAUGUAUAUCAAUAUUCCAUAGAAUCUCACAAACUAUCAAAACGUGAUGCAACAUUUAUGACUUUUUUCUUGUCUAGUCUAAUUCAUGAAUUAGUGAUGGUAGUUGUAUCAAAAAAGAUUCGAAUGUAUUUGUUUUUCUUACAAAUGUUUCAAUUACCAUUAAUUGCAUUGAGUAAAUUACCAAUUGUUAAAGAAAAAAAAUGGUUAGGAAAUGCCUUCUUUUGGUUUGGUUUGUUCUUAGGUCCACCUAUGUUAG
This is a messenger RNA of Cetraspora pellucida, 1525 nucleotides long. NCBI's taxonomy places the organism in Eukaryota, Fungi, Glomeromycota, Glomeromycetes, Diversisporales, Gigasporaceae. The record is from the annotation of a GenBank genome assembly.